This is a messenger RNA of Dibothriocephalus latus, 939 nucleotides long. Lineage: Eukaryota; Metazoa; Platyhelminthes; Cestoda; Diphyllobothriidea; Diphyllobothriidae. The record is from the annotation of a GenBank genome assembly.
AUGGAACAACGCCACAUGCAGAUGCGGUACCAGCUGGCUGCAAACCAAAUCCGCGACUUUUCAAUGGCCCAACGUCAACUGCUUGCCCGAAGACUUGCCUCUGAGAUGGCCGAUCUCAAGGAGUCCGCGGAGGCCGAACGCUCCAACUUCCUGGACAAGCAAGCUCAAGAGAAAAAGGAGUUCUUAAAACGGGAAAAGUACGAUCAAAAGAAACAAUUGGCUGAAUUCCAAAGGAAUUUACGCGCGGGAAAUCCUGAGUCCGGUCCACUACCAAAGGACACCCUCGCAAAGUUUCAGGAGCGUUGGCGGCAGACCGCUAACCGAAACCUCCAACAGCUUGAGAGCCGCCAACGUGCUCAGUUACGUGCUCUGGACACUAAGUGGAUGUCCCGCUUCACUGAACUUGACCAACAACAGGCCGAUAAGAAGAAUAUUCUGGUGGACCAGGAAACAAAACGCCUACGUGAGCUCAACGAGGAACAUCAGCGCGAGUUGAAGGUUCACUCGGAUACUUUUGCACGCAAGAUUGCUCGUCGGACGCUCUUUGUCUUACUGUCUGACAUCUACAUUUUGUGGAAUCUAGUCUCUGCUCUUCGAUGGCUGGCAUCAAAUGGAAUUAAGUGCGAAUGUGGUGGGCACCGUAUCUCGCUCCGGCGCCCCCAUCGUCAUCACCACCACUCACGUUCCACUUUGGGCACCAGCUUCAGCCAGUCUCUAUCUCAGUCCGGUCGACAGGCACGUGCCCUGACACACAGUCUGGACAACUUGGCCAUUGAGGAGGAGGAAGUGGACGCCAACAACGGCAACGGCAGCGAUCAUCAACGCUACAGUUCCUCCAGCGCUUCCUCCAUUUCUGCCUCCCGUCCGGAUGGCUCUGGUGACUGUCAGCGAACCUCCUCUGCCGACGCUAAUGACUACUGUCCCGGCUAUCGUCUAUAA